AUGGACCACUUUAUUCUUGUACUCGAGUGGUUCCAGAUUGGUAGUAAAGGUGGCAAUAUGCUCGCCAUUGCCUUUGAUAACGCCAUGAUGGACCUUGAUAUUGUAGUGGUUAUUAUUACCUUGCUAGACGAGGUCUUCAUGAUACGCGUGAGACUGGUGGGAUAUGGUAGAUCUGGGGGACGAGAAAAGGCUAUCAACCCUGCUCUGGUUGCUGCUAUCAUCAUCAUCGCCGCCGCCGCCGAUGUCACUCUCUGUGAAGAGAACAUCACGGCUUUCGAUUGCUCUCAGCAGGUCACGUGUUGGCAUUUCCAGGAUGAGUGUCUAGAUAUCUAUCAGAAAGCCGUGAAGGAGGCGAAGAGUAUCCUGGAAGACACCGAGGUUUUUGAAGCAAGCCCAAUCGACAAUGAUAGUCUUGGCGUCAGCGUGAGGGCAGAGCUGGAUCGAUUGGUAGAUCUCCGGACCCUUAACAAUAUUCUCGCUUAG
Messenger RNA from Truncatella angustata, 483 nucleotides. RefSeq lists its product as uncharacterized. The record is from RefSeq and is a predicted model, not a curated record. The transcript has a single exon. NCBI's taxonomy places the organism in Eukaryota, Fungi, Ascomycota, Sordariomycetes, Amphisphaeriales, Sporocadaceae. The coding region runs from base 1 to 483 and encodes 160 amino acids.